AAAUAUCUGACGUGCAUGCGCGUAACCGUAUGGUUGCGCGGACCGCGGCUUCAUUCGGCUUUCAGCGUUCAGUGAUAGUGUGUCAGCGUGGCCCGUUUCGUAGGCUCUCUAGCACACGGGAAAGCAAGCGUAUUUAAUUGAGUGAAACAUGUCUGGACGUGGUAAAGGCGGCAAGACUAAGGGGAAGGCGAAGACCCGCAGCAGCAGGGCAGGGCUGCAGUUCCCCGUGGGAAGAAUCCAUCGUCUUCUCAGGAAAGGCAACUACGCAGAACGCGUUGGCGCCGGUGCGCCGGUGUACCUCGCCGCCGUGAUGGAAUAUCUGGCGGCUGAAGUGCUCGAGUUGGCUGGAAACGCCGCCAGGGACAACAAAAAGACUAGGAUAAUUCCACGUCAUUUGCAAUUAGCUAUUCGUAAUGACGAGGAGUUGAACAAAUUACUAUCCGGAGUGACCAUUGCUCAAGGUGGAGUUCUGCCUAAUAUACAAGCAGUUUUGCUGCCGAAGAAAACUGGUACUGGUGGUUCUGGAAAGGGCGACAAAGCAUCGCAGGAAUACUAGAUUAUAAUACAUUUAUAACUUUAAUCAUAUUGUAGAAACAUGUUUUUGUUUUUUUGAAAUUGAAAGGAAGAAAUAAUAUAAAUCCAUGACAGAACUGAAUAUUCUCAAAGAUAAAUUUGUGCAGCUUAAUAUCUUUUUUUUUAUUUUUAUUGAAAAUGUUUCUGUUUAUGAUCUGUGAAAUUUGUAGUUUUUUUUCCAACAGAUUGCUAUUUUUUUUCAUGUUCUCAUGCUGUGCUAUGUCUGUCCUGGACACUGUUGAAAGUAUAAUUGCUUAAUAAAAUGCAUUUAACAGUUAUCUUAGUUGAAGAGGUUGCAUUGAACAAGCAAUUCGAAAUUACUACCUUGGUUUGAGACUAUGCUGUAAUUGUUAAUGGACAGUUUCCGCUAUAUUUAAGUACAAUUUAAGUGAUAUUGUUACUAUUAUAUGUACUCUUGCCCAUCUUUCUAUUUUUUUUUUUAUUUUGUCCUUUUUCAUCUUUUAUUUAUGAUUAGUUUACUUCUGAUGUUCCAUACUUAGGAAUCAAACUUUUAUUAUACUACCAAUAAACACUUGAAAAUGUAAGACUAAAAAUGCUUAAAUGUUUUGUUGAACGCAAAUAAUAUUUAAAGUGAAAAUAAAUGGCAUUGUCUCCCCACUUGAAA
Molecule: messenger RNA, 1198 nt
Organism: Linepithema humile (Argentine ant)
Lineage: Eukaryota; Metazoa; Arthropoda; Insecta; Hymenoptera; Formicidae
Product: histone H2A
Biological process (GO): heterochromatin formation
Cellular component (GO): nucleosome; chromatin
Molecular function (GO): DNA binding; protein heterodimerization activity; structural constituent of chromatin
Source: RefSeq, a predicted model, not a curated record